Molecule: messenger RNA, 20420 nt
Organism: Coregonus sp. 'balchen'
Lineage: Eukaryota; Metazoa; Chordata; Actinopteri; Salmoniformes; Salmonidae
Source: the annotation of a GenBank genome assembly
UGCAAGUUAACUUUACUUCCUUGUACACAAAGAAUUGAGGAACUGACCAUUUCGCGGCUGGGUUAGGACUGUUUGAAAGACUGUAGAAUUUUUAUUUUCUCAAGCGUUAAAAGCAUGAAUUAAUUUAUACAAGAGGCUACUUUACAGCUAUAACAUUGGUUGUUUCAUUUAUUGGGUAAGUCUUUAACCUUCUCCGUUUUUUUGUGGGUGUGGAAAUGUACAGCAAAGUGAGAGCAGUGUGACAACGGGGAAAUCCGCUUUUAGUUUCAAGUGGAGCGUUGAAGGUGAUGGAUUUUCAUCGCCCGUAAUGGUCUCUGUCAGGGGUCUUGUGGGGUGUGAUUGUGUGAACCUUCCUAAUAUAAGACGGAACACCUGCUGCGCUUCCAAAUGUCGAUCUAAUUUUCCCUAAUCUAUUAAAAUAUGAAUUUCCAAGGAACCCGUUAUGUCAUACACCCGAAAUUCAUCUUAACACUUGGAGUAAUUGUCCAGCAAGCUGCAUCUACUUUCAUGAUAAUUCAAUUGUGGAUAGCAAACACCAAAAAAGUGGGGAUUUUAAUCAAUGAUGUGCCUAAUGUAAUCAGGGUUACAAUUUACAUCAUAUUUUGACAUACCUGUAUUGUAUUGUCUCUCAUAUGGUACAUCAAGACAUGGGGAGUGCCACGGUGUUGAUUGGUAUCACAUUUGGUCUAAACUACACUUGAUACCUCUUUUACAGAAGGAAGUAGUGAACCAUCAGUUAUGCUUAUGGUUUAUGUGUGUGUUGUUGGCUAUGUUCUUGUGGUGUAUCAGGAAACUACUUUGUGUAAAUGUUGUGGAUAGCCCUUUAAGGGGACAGCAACCGUUGAGAGCAAAGGUUUCCUCAGGAAAGAUAUUGAAAUAGUUCUGGGUUAAUACUUCACUUCUCUCUCUGGGUCCAUCCAUCCACUGCGCCUGCUGCUCAUUUGCAAUGUAAAUAAUGAGUGCUACAUGGAAUCAGGUCUGACACACUCAUAUAAUAUUACCCCUCAGUAUUCCGGCACAAAGUUUGCUUCCAUUUGUACACACACCAUACCAUAUACCAUAAAGCCUAAAAACGUAGAGGUGCAAAUAACUUUCCCUCCCUCACACUAAGAGACUGCCAGUUAACAGAAAAAACGAAAAAGGUUGGUUGUUAAAUGUUGUGGUUUGGAAAGUAGAACACAUAGCUGCUAGAGCUGUUGCUCUUGGUUGAAAUGUACAGUGCAUUCGGAAAGUAUUCAGACCCCUUCCCUUUUUACCACAUUUUGUUACCUUACAGCCUUAUUCUAAAUGGAUUAAAUUAAAAAUGUUCCUCAUCAAUCUACACACAAUACCCCAUAAUGACAAAGCGAAAACAGGUUUUUAUACAUUUUUGCAAAUAUAUUACAAAUAAAAAACAGAAAUACCUUAUUUACAUAAGUAUUCAGACCCUUUGCUAUGAGACUCGAAAUUGAGCUCAGGUGCAUCCUGUUUCCAUUGCUCAUCCUUGAAAUGUUUCUACAACUUGAUUGGAGUCCAUCUGUGGUACAUUCAAUUGAUUGGACAUGAUUUGGAAAGGCACACACCUGUCUAUAUAAGGUCCCACAGUUGACAGUGCAUGUCAGAGCAAAAACCAAGCCAUGAGGUCGAAGGAAUUGUCCGUAGAGCUCCGAGACAGGAUUGUGUCGAAGCACCGAUCUGGGGAAGGGUACCAAAACAUUUCUGCAGCAUUGAAAGUCCCCAAGAACACAGUGGCCUCCAUCAUUAUUAAAUGGAGAAGUUUGGAACCACCAAGACUCUUCCUAGAGCUGGCUGAUCCGGCCAAACGGAGCAAUCGGGGGAAAAGGGCCUUGGUCAAGGAGGUGACCAAUAACCCGAUGGUCACUCUGACAGAGAUCCUGAGUUCCUCUGUGGAGAUGGGAGAAACUUCCAGAAGGACAAUAAUAAUAAUAAUAUGCCAUUUAGCAGACGCUUUUAUCCAAAGCGACUUACAGUCAUGUGUGCAUACAUUUUUACGUAUGGGUGGUCCCGGGGAUUGAACCCACUACCCUGGCGUUACAAGCGCCAUGCUCUAACAAUUGAGCUACAGAGGACCACAACCAUCUCUGCAGCACCAUAACCCGAACCCAAUCAGGCCUUUAUGGUAGAGCGGCCAGCCACAGAGUUUGCCAAAAGGCACCUAAAGGACUCUCAGACCAUGAGAAACAAGAUUCUCUGGUCUGAUGAAACAAAGAUUGAACUCUUUGGCCUGAAUGCCAAGCGUCACGUCUGGAGGAAACCUGGCACAAUCCCUACAGUGAAGCAUGGUGGUGGCAGCAUCAUGCUGUGGGGAUGUUUUUCAGCGGCAGGGACUGGGAGACUAGUCAGGAUUGAGGGAAACAUGAGCAAAGUACAGAGAGAUCUUUGAUGAAAACCUGCUCCAGAGCGCUCAGGACCUCAGACUGGGGCGAAGGUUCACCUUCCAACAGGACAACGAUCCUAAGCACACAGCCAAGACAACGCAGGAGUAGCUUCGGGACAAGUCUCUGAAUGUCCUUGAGUGGCGAGAGAUCUGAAAAUAGCUGUGCAGCGACGCUCCCCAUCCAACCUGACAGAGCUUGAGAGCAUCUGCAGAGAAGAAUGGGAGAAACUCCCCAAAUACAGGUGUGCCAAGUUUGUAACAUCAAACCCAAGAUGACACGAGGUUGUAAUCACUGCCAAAGGUGCUUCAACAAAGUACUGAGUAAAGGGUCUGAAUAUUUAUAUGUACAUUUGAUAUUUCAGUUUUUUAUUUUGCCAGGCAAUUUAUAAACUUGAUCUCCGUUAUAAAAAGCAUCUAGACAUUAUCUCCCAUUUCCUUUAGACUAGCAUUUGGUUUUCAACCGCGGAUAUUUGUAUAAACCUUGCUGUCUGUCUCUCCGACAUUUGCAACAUUGUUUCAAUAUUGAAAUUCGAUCUCCAACUGUCCCAUAGUAAUGAAUGUGUCUGGACGAGACAGACAGGCAGACAGCUUUUCUCAGCCAGUCGAAAUCAUGAAUCAGCUGGCAUCAUUUUUAUGGAUAUAUACAAAGAAAUGUCAAUAGAAAACAGGUAAAACUAAACGAAAUGCAGAUAGUUUGCAGUCUUUCCAUCUUCAGUUUGAAGUGAUUGUGUUAGCUGUGUUGUUAGCUAGCUCCUCUGAACAACAGUGUCCUGACGAGAGAGCACAUUUUUAAUGCCAGGCGAGAUCGCGCAUCAUUAGCUCAAUGUCCAUGAUAAUGACGUUGAUGCGUGAUUUCGACUGGCUCAGAAAAAGUUGUCUUGUCUGGACACAGUUCACUUUAGGUAUGGUACUACGACAGAGAUUGAAAUUCAAAAGUGAAACUUUGUUUCCGAGGUCGGACAGGCAGACAGCGAGGUUUAUAUUAACCCCCGCUGUACCAAAGUAAAUGAAAGGCAGGAAGCAAGGGGAAAUUAUAUGCGAGUUGAGAUAAAUAUAAGAGAUGAUUCGGACACCAACAUGAACGUGAUAUUCUUAUGGAGGCGCAGUGAUCAUUUUCAGAUGGAACUGUUAGCAGGCAUUAAUGUGUCUGUGACCGCCAAUACAGCGUAGCUUUGAACGCUGCUCGUCCAAUCAGCAUCCAGGAUCCAAACAACCAGUUUUAUAAUUGAAAAUAUAUAUAUUUUGAGGUUAUAAAUAAGCUAAUAUACAAUGCAAUGUAGAGUUGUUACAAGUUACAGAUCUGUUAUCAAGCAAAUAAAAUAUUUUUCCCCCCCCAUGUUAUAAACAUAGAUAUGACGCCUAACAAGUAAUCAAUGCAAAUGAACAGAAUAUACUGCCACUGUACACUAUGCACCUCCUGAAAUAUUUAAAAUGGUCAAAUAAAAACAUGCUUUAUGACUGUACUGGCCUGUAGUUGCUUCCUCGUCCUCUGUUUGACAUGAUGAAACCAUGAAUCGUGAAACAGCUUCAUGGAGAGGCUAUAAGGUAGGUGUUUAAUGAUUCACUGAACAAAACCGUGGACAUAGUGAACCAUUGCAUCCCUACUAUAAGUAGAGUAUGGGCUCAUUCCACAGGGCCAGAAAUGGCGGGGCUGGGGCGAAACCAGCAGGGAGAGCUGACGGAGUACAGGAAGAGUCUAGUCAAGAGGGACCUGGAGAUGGGUAUCGUCAUGACCGUGUUCCGCCAGAAGGUAGAGCGCCUUACUGUGCAGGUCAUCAUGGAGACCAGGCAGGUGGCCUGGACCCGAACAGCAGACAAGAAUGAUGGUGUCUGUGAGUAACCCUGAAUCUUUACCCUAAGUCUAACUCGAAUCCCAACCCUAACCCUAAAACAUGAUGAGCAAUGAGAAGAGAGGGACUGUGAGUACAUUAAGAGAUGUGGUGUGUGGAUAGGGAUGUGUGUGAGGGAGAGGGAGAGUAUGUGAGAGAGUGAGUAACAAUGAUGAGUACGGUUUCAGUGGACCUGUCUGAGAUACGGGAGAUUCGCCCAGGGAGGAACUCAAAGGACUUUGAGAGGUUCAGAGAUGGCAAGGACAAACAUGAUGAGAAUACCUGCUUCACCAUCUUCUAUGGGUCCCAAUUUGUUCUUAACACCAUAAGCCUUGGCGGUAAGUGUGUGUGUGAGGGUGCAGAGUAUGUCAGAUUUUCUGUGUUUAUUUGAUGCCAUACAACAUAAUUUUGUUGAUGAUAGCCUAUUGAUUGAAUAUGGAUAGUUUGUUGUAGGUUAUAUUGGAUAAUCAAGCUUGUAACAGUAAUAGUCUGUGUUGAUUGACAGCUGACACUGUGGAUGACGCAGAGAAAUGGCUGACAGGCCUGGAGUUACUUAGACAGGAGACACUGGUGGCCCCCACACCAGACAUCAUAGAGAGGUGAACACACACACACAUACACACACGUGAAAAGACCACAAACACAAACCUAAACCCAUAUACUGUACACACCCAUUAUAUGGACGAUAACUGACAAUUACUGACCAUAUUGUUUGUUGUUUCCAGCUGGUUGAGGAAACAGAUGUAUUCUAUCAAUCAGACUAAAAAGAACAGGUAAGAACAGUUUCAACCCUCAAAAAUGGAUUUAAUCCUCUACUUAAUUAUACCACUUUUUAUGCCAAUUCCCAUUCUGCCCCUUUAAUAAUUUCCCCAAUUCAAUCCAUUGUUCUUUUCAUUUGUUCUCCUCAGAAUCACCUUGAAGGAGGUGAAGUCUCUUCUGCCACAGCUCAACUACAAGGUCCCCGGCACACGUUCCCUAAAGGAAAAGUUCUCGGUACCCAUCCCCUUUUCAUCCCUCUUCACACCCUCAUCCUAUAAUAAUAAUAAUAAAUAAUAAUAUGCCAUUUAGCAGACGCUUUUAUCCAAAGCGACUUACAGUCGUGCGUGCAUACAUUUUUGUGUAUGGGUGGUCCCGGGGAUCGAACCCACUACCUUGGCGUUACAAGCGCCGUGCUCUACCAGCUGAGCUACAGAGGACCACACUGCUGCCAAAGCUUUAAUGAGUUGUAGAACCAAGGAGCUGAAGUUUCCCUCCCUCCUUGGCCAGUUAAAACCUUGGGCAGUAUAAUUAAUUAUAUUCAUUAGUUAUUUUAGAUGAUAAUAAGUGAUCUUGGGCACUCAAGGGAUCUCUCAAUUGUAAUAGAAUUGAAGUAUGUAUGUAAUAAAAUAAAUUGUAGUAUUCUGAACCAAACAUUGUCCAUCUCCCUCUUUUAUUCCAGGAAAUUGGAGCCAGGAAAGAUGUCCUGGACUUUGAGCAGUUUCAUAAAUUCUACAAUAUUCUAAUGUUUGAUCAGAAAGAUGUGAGUCAGAAUAUUACUGCACUACUUCACUCUCUAAGUAGAAAAACCUGAACAGAUACCAUAAAUUACUGACAGUUUCACUUCUCUUACAGUAUGUGUUGAUAUGUGUGUUCACAUCGGAAGUGUUAGCUAGCAUAUCACAUUUUGCAUGUUUAAUAUGAUUAGACAUACAGUGGGGAAAAAAGUAUUUAGUCAGCCACCAAUUGCGCAAGUUCUCCCACUUAAAAAGAUGAGAGAGGCCUGUAAUUUUCAUUAUAGGUACACGUCAACUAUGACAGACAAAAUGAGAAAAAAAUCCAGAAAAUCACAUUGUAGGAUUUUUAAUGAAUUUAUUUGCAAAUUAUGGUGGAAAAUAAGUAUUUGGUCAAUAACAAAAGUUUCUCAAUACUUUGUUAUAUACCCUUUGUUGGCAAUGACACAGGUCAAACGUUUUCUGUAAGUCUUCACAAGGUUUUCACACACUGUUGCUGGUAUUUUGGCCCAUUCCUCCAUGCAGAUCUCCUCUAGAGCAGUGAUGUUUUGGGGCUGUCGCUGGGCAACACAGAAUUUCAACUCCCUCCAAAGAUUUUCUAUGGGGUUGAGAUCUGGAGACUGGCUAGGCCACUCCAGGACCUUGAAAUGCUUCUUAUGAAGCCACUCCUUCGUUGCCCGGGCGGUGUGUUUGGGAUCAUUGUCAUGCUGAAAGACCCAGCCACGUUUCAUCUUCAAUGCCCUUGCUGAUGGAAGGAGGUUUUCACUCAAAAUCUCACGAUACAUGGCCCCAUUCAUUCUUUCCUUUACACGGAUCAGUCGUCACCGUUCUUGUGAUCAUUUUGACCCCACGGGGUGAGAUCUUGCGUGGAGCCCCAGAUCGAGGGAGAUUAUCAGUGGUCUUGUAUGUCUUCCAUUUCCUAAUAAUUGCUCCCACAAUUGAGUUCUUCAAACCAAGCUGCUUACCUAUUGCAGAUUCAGUCUUCCCAGCCUGGUGCAGGUCUACAAUUUUGUUUCUGGUGUCCUUUGACAGCUCUUUGGUCGUGAUUUUCUGGAUUUUUUUUCCUCAAUUUGUCUGUCAUAGUUGACGUGUACCUAUGAUGAAAAUUACAGGCCUCUCUCAUCUUUUUAAAUGGGAGAACUUGCACAAUUGGUGGCUGACUAAAUACUUUUUUUCCCCACUGUACUUUGUGCCGUCAACCAGUGUGUGUGUGUGUGUGACUGUGUAUUGACUUGUAACUUGUGUGUGGAUAUGUUUCAUCAGAUUCUCGAGGAGUUUAAAAGGGAGUCAUGUGCUUUCAUCAUGGGGUGGGUCUUUCUCUUUCAUUGAAAGAUGUAGUUCUACAAUCACAAUUAAUAAUUUACUCAGCUUUAUUAUACCGGUAAACUUGAGUCUUGUUGACAGUAUGUUGGUGUGUUGUGGUUUUUCCCUACUGUAGUAGUACAGAUAAACCUGAUGCCUCUGCAGUUCUUCUCCAUGAUUUCCAACGGUUCCUUCUGUACCAGCAGAAGGUAAGAUCAAGCUAUCUAUCAAUAAUCAAAUUGGUAAAACUGGGUCUGUUUCCUUCAGUGUUUAACCUGUUACCUUUUAUCAUUACCUUUAUUUAAAAAUGUUCCCUCUAUUUUCCUCACUCUCUACGUUUCUCUUUCUCAGGAGUCGUGGGCCAAUGACCUGAACCAGGUCAGAGAGCUGAUGACCACCUUUAUAGACGACACCAUGAGGAAGACCAAUGAUCCAGAGUUCACCGUCAGCGAGGUGGGACACAGUGUUUGAUGUGUGUGUGUAUGGGGAGUGGAGAAUGAUGUGUUAUGUUUGUCACAGCACUCUCUCUCUCUUCUCUCACUUUAGUUCCUCAGUUUCCUCUUCUCUAAGGAGAACUCGAUUUGGGAUGAGAAAUACUCAGAGAUGUGCAACCUGGAUAUGAACAACCCGCUGUCCCACUACUGGAUCAAUUCCUCACACAACACGUCAGUACCGCCACAUAACACAAAAAUACAACACAACACUAUGAAAUUAACACUACUUAACUUUUUUUGAAUCAGUGUUUCACACCAAGUGUAAGUACAGUUGUCAGCACAGUAAAGAAUUUCAGCAAUACUGUAAACCUGUGUAAUGAAUAGGCUCAGGGCCGCUGGAAAAAGUGUGGCGAGGCUGCAUUUGCCACAGCACUUUUCAUCAGGUGUGGCUGUGCCACACCACUUCUGAUUUAGUUUAAUAAAAUAUAUCUAUGCAAAGCGUUUAAAAAAGGGGCAAAGUGCUGCUUUUUAGACCGAUUUGCCUCAUGAUUUGUCAACUUGCUCACAAUUUCUCUGUCCUUCAAAUCAGAGUGCUGCUGCAGGCUCUUUGCGUGUCUUGACCAAUCAGAUUCGCGGAAAUCGCAGCUCGCGCGGGCAGGGCGCAACGCACAAAGCUCUAAGUGGGAUCUCCAAUUUCCUCCAGUAUUUAUUAAGCAACCGUGAUAACACAUCACUCCCAACAGACACGAGCAAAAUCUAAAUGCAGCAGCCUAUAGACCUAAACAUUAGCGAUAUGACUUGCUGUAUUGCAUGGAAACUAUACUAUUUUACAGUCUGAUCAACUGUAAGCUACUAACAACAGCAGCUGUAUAGUCUAGCCUAUGUGCCCUGUCCCUCUGGCCAGGGUAAACCAAGAGGUAACGUUGUGUAUUUAUAGCCCAUUUGUUUGUGACAAAAUUUGAAUGAGAUAAAAUGUGGUUUAUAUUAAAACCUGGGCUGAGUAGGCUACCUAUACUUUUUCAAUCCAAAACAGGAAUUAAUCAAUAGGUCUAAACACAAUAGCUGACAUAGACUAUGAGUACAUUUUUAAUUAGGCCUACAGUUGCAUAGGGCAUGACUACACGAUGCAGACCUGCAUAAAGCAAGCUCAGCCCUGUGAGUUUUAUUGUCCAAUCAUGUUGGUUUCUCUGUGUUUGUGUGUAGGAAACGCCCCUAGUCCUUAAAAUAUAAUUAAUAUUAACAAUUACAAGGUUGAGGCAAUUUAACAGGGUUUUAAUCCUCACCAAGACCAGGAGUUUUUCCAUGAGUUUUUAAAAACCAUGUGACAUGAUUAGAAAAACUAUUUUCCUAUCAUAGCCCAUAUUAAACCUUUUUACAACAGAUUAAUCAUGUCAUACCGUAUAAGGUCUGGAGUUUUACCUGGUUAGUUUACCAGAUCAGAAAAAACUACAGACCCCAGAAUUAUUUUUUCACCACACCACUGGACCUGUGGUGCCACUCUGAAUAGGCUAUGACUGAUAUUAGAAUAAACACACAAAUGCUGUUUGUGAUUUGUUUGCAUGUUUUAUUUCUUGUUAAGAUGUUGUUUUGUGUUUCCAUCAGGUACUUGACUGGAGACCAGCUGCGGAGCGAGUCGUCCACCGAGGCCUACGUUCGCUGUCUGCGUCUGGGAUGCCGCUGUAUUGAGUGUUAGUUGUACAGCUUAAACCUCACUAAAAUAGUCCCUGCCAUAUUUUACUUUGCCCUCAUUACAUUAUCAAUUUACUUCUAUAGUUGUAAAGGAUUAUUUUGUGUUGUGCGGCACUAUAGUGGACUGCUGGGAAGGGCCAGGUGAGCCCAUCAUAUACCAUGGCUGGACCAGGACUACCAAGAUCAAGUUUGAGGACGUGGUGAAGGCCAUCAAUGACCAUGCCUUCGUCACAUCUGAGUGAGUCUCAAUCUGUCUGAGAAAACUCACCCAAACUAAUAAACAUACCCACACCUGAGGUGCUUUACAACUGAGGACUGUAAAUGUUUCUAGAACAUUCUGCCUGUGUUGACUGAGCUUUGUGGUGAUGUUGUUGUCAGAUACCCUGUGAUUCUCUCCAUCGAAGAGCACUGUCCCAUAGAGCAGCAGAGGCAGAUGGCUCGUAUCUUCAGAGAGGUAUUCCAGGACAAGCUGCUGAUGGAGCCUGUGGAGCUGAUGGCUGAACAGCUGCCCUCCCCCACGCAGCUCAAGGGCAAGAUCAUCCUCAAGGUGAGGGCCAGCCCAGAGGGUACCAUGGGGGUUGUGGUGGGAGGGAAUAAUGUGAGGAAUUGAGUCAUAGGGCAAAACGAUUUACGAUGUAGUAUGUGGUACAGCGUGUUACAGUAAAGUGAUUCAUCAUCAUGAUAUGAUGGGCUAUACAGAUUACAUUCAGUUAUUACCUGCAUGGUGGGUCUGUGGUGGUCACUGUGCUGCUCCAACUCCUCUCCCCUACAGCACAAGAAACUGAUUGUGGAGGGAGGCAUCGGCGGAAAGGACCUCCGGAAGGGAGAGAAGCAAGGAGACCUGCAUAUCUGGGACCCAGUGGACCAGGUAACUUAGAGACCGCUUGUCCUGUUAACAUGAUAUGGUUCCAAGCUAGUUCCUUAGAAGUCUGUAGGCCUAUUUGGUUCAGGAAGUGUGUUGUAUAUGAAUGUAUUUGUUUCAUAGUCAUAGCAUUGUUAGUGUUGUUAGUGAAUAUGUUGUUGUGAUGGUUGCAAUUGUCGACUAUUCUGACAUUGUGCCUGUUUGUCCACCUGUAGCGAUGGAACAAGCACUACUGUGUGAUUUCAGAUGACACACUCUACUAUGCAGAGGAGGAGGAGGAGGAGGAGCUCAGGAAGGUAAACAACAGAGAAUAGUUCAAUUCUAAUUGUAGUAAACAAAUGAUCAUUGUCACUGUAUUUAAUAUUACAUAAUUAUGACUCAUUUGUAUCGUCCUCCUCUCCCUCCCGCCUUCCUACCUUCUUACCUUUCUUCCAAAACUCCCCCCUCCCUCCCUCCCUCCCUCUAUGCUGUAGUCCCCAGAGCUCCACACGUCUGAGCCCUGGUUCCAUGGGAGGAUGAGUGAGGGGAGGCAGACAGCAGAGAGGCUGCUUCAGGAGUUCUGUGCUGAGUCGGGAGGCAGGGAUGGCACCUUCCUGGUCCGAGAAAGCGACACCUUUGUGACAGACUUCACCCUCUCAUUCUGGUACGCCAGCUUGGCUGCAGCUCUACUGCCAUUAUGUGUGUCCUGUGUUUAAGACUCUGCUGUGCUGAUGUCUGUUUUCGGUGUGUUCUACUGUAGGCGCAGUGGGAGGGUCCAGCACUGUCGUAUCCGCUCUGGCUCAGAGGGAGGACACACCUUCUACUUCCUGACUGAUAACCUGCACUUCCCCAGUGUUUACGCACUGAUCCAGCACUAUCGCGACAUGCCCCUCCGCUGCCACGACUUUGACCUGCGCCUCACUGAGGCUGUGCCUCGGCCCAACCCACACCUACUGGAAGGGUGAGUUACACAGGGUCAUCUGACAUAGAGUAUGUCUAAAUUUAAACAUGCACACAGGUACACAAAAAUGCACACACUUACACAUAGAUUAUAUCUCUGUGUGUUGUGGUGGUCAGGUGGUUCUAUAGUAACCUGAGCAGAGGGGAGGCAGAGGACUAUCUGUUGAGAAUCCCCCGGGACGGAGCCUUCCUCAUCAGACAGAGAGAGGAGGGCGACUCCUACGCUAUCACCUUCAGAGGUGAUGGGAAGGUGAAGCACUGUCGGAUCCAGAAGGAUGGCUCUUUGUACGUGCUGGGAACCACCACUGAGUUCGAGAGCCUGGUGGAGCUGGUCAACUACUUCCGUAAGAAGCCUCUGUAUCGCAAGAUCAAACUACGCUACCCUGUCACACCGGAACUGGUCAGCCGCUUCAGCACGGUGAGAGAGGGGGACGGGGAGAGACUGGAGGCAGGAGAAACUAAGGGAAAAAGAGGAUGGGAGAGAGAUAUAAUGGGGAUGAGAGGGCAAAAGCGGGGCAGAGACUUGACUGCUGGGGGAGGAAAGGUUAAAUAGAGUAUGUUUUCUGAUAAGUGUUUUCAAUGGUUUGUCUGUGUAGGAGACAGACUGCGCCUCACUGUAUGAUAUUAACAUGUAUGUGGAGCCAAAUGAAAUCGAGCAGUCACUGGUAAGUUCACAUAUUAUGUUAACUUGUUUCCCUUCAUUGAAAUUAUGUUUAUAGAUUUUCUCAGGCAAUGUCAAUGUAGUGUGUGUAUCUAUAUUUGUAUGUGUAUUAAUGUAUGUACCUGUUGAUGUACUGUAUGUAUAACUCCACCAGCCGACGAGUACAGUUAAAGCUCUGUACGACUACAGACCCAUGAGAUCUGAUGAACUGAGCUUCUGCAAGGGGGCUCUGAUCCACAACGUGUCAAAAGAAAGCGAUGGAUGGUGAGGCCCCAGAACACAGACACACACACGCACGUACGCACACACCGAUCUGAUCUCAGGUCAGAUUAGGAACAUACUAACCUCUCUCUGCUGCUCCCUACAGGUGGAAAGGGGACUAUGGGGGAAAGCUGCAGCUAUUUUUCCCUGCCAACUAUGUUGAGGAAGUGUCCAACAAUAUCAAAGCUGAGUCACAAGAUCAGGUAGGAGGAGUGAUCAGUAUUUUGCAUGGUGUUACUGUAUUACUUGUGUGGGGUCAGUCUGUCAAUGACUUUAUGCAUUUAUGCUGUAUAUUUCUUGUGUGGUAAGAGUGCAUAUUUAGAGAUCUACAGUGUACACAUUUGUCUCACAGGUCAUGGAGGACAAUCCUCUGGGGGAUAUGUGUAAAGGAGUUGUUGACAUUUCCAAGUGUAACGUUGGUGAGUACAGUAAUUCUAUUACAUCUGUUUUACAUGCUGUCCAAACACAGAUCAUCUAUUAAUGAAACAUGCUAUCUUCACAUGAUAAACACACUACAUACCAAAACCCCCAGUCCUUCCACACAGCACAUGCUCAUUACACUGACUGCUCUUAAAACAUACCUCAUAUCAACAGUACACACAACUAUACACAAUUCCAAAUGGAUCGUUUUAGACCGCGACACCGUACACUGGCUAAAUAUACAAUUGACGGUACAUAACAUGUAGACACAGUCUAAUCCUGUACCCAAACACAACACUGUAUUAUAAGCUCAGCAAAAAAAGAAACAUCCCUUUUUCAGGACCCUGUCUUUCAAAGAUAAUUAGUAAAAAUCCAAAUAACUUCACAGAUCUUCAUUGUAAAGGGUUUAAACACUGUUUUCCAUGCAUGUUCAAUGAACCAUAAACAAUUAAUGAACAUGCACCUGUGGAACGGUCGUUAAGACACUAACAGCUUACAGAUGGUAGGCAGUUAAGGUCACAGUUAUGAAAACUUAGGACACUAAAGAGGCCUUUCUACUGACUCUGAAAAACACCAAAAGAAAGAUGCCCAGGGUCCCUGCUCAUCUGUGUGAACUUGCCUUAGGCAUGCUGCAAGGAGGCAUGAGGACUGCAGAUGUGGCCAGGGCAAUACAUUGCAAUGUCCGUACUGUGAGACGCCUAAGACAGUGCUACAGGGAGACAGGAUGGACAGCUGAUCGUCCUCGCAGUGGCAGACCACGUGUAACAACACCUGCACAGGAUCGGUACAUCCGAACAUCACACCUGCGGGACGGGUACAGGAUGGCAACAACAACUGCCCGAGUUACACCAGGAACGCACAAUCCCUCCAUCAGUGCUCAGACUGUCCGCAAUAGGCUGAGAGAGGCUGGACUGAGGGCUUGUAGGCCUGUUGUAAGGCAGGUCCUCACCAGACAUCACCGGCAACAACGUCACCUAUGGGCACAAACCCACCGUCGCUGGACCAGACAGGACUGGCAAAAAGUUAUCUUCACUGACGAGUCGCGGUUUUGUCUCACCAGGGGUGAUGGUCGGAUUCGCGUUUAUCGUUGAAGGAAUGAGCGUUACACCAAGGCCUGUACUCUGGAGCGGGAUCGAUUUGGAGGUGGAGGGUCCGUCAUGGUCUGGGGCGGUGUGUCACAGCAUCAUCGGACUGAGCUUGUUGUCAUUGCAGGUAAUCUCAACGCUGUGCGUUACAGGGAAGACAUCCUCCUCCCUCAUGUGGUACCCUUCCUGCAGGCUCAUCCUGACAUGACCCUCCAGCAUGACAAUGCCACCAGCCAUACUGCUCGUUCUGUGCGUGAUUUCCUGCAAGACAGGAAUGUCAGUGUUCUGCCAUGGCCAGUGAAGAGGCCGGAUCUCAAUCCCAUUGAGCACGUCUGGGAUCUGUUGGAUCGGAGGGUGAGGGCUAGGGCCCUUCCCCCCAGAAAUGUCCGGGAACUUGCAGGUGCCUUGGUGGAAGAGUGGGGUAACAUCUCACAGCAAGAACUGGCAAAUCUGGUGCAGUCCAUGAGGAGGAGAUGCACUGCAGUACUUAAUGCAGCUGGUGGCCACACCAGAUACUGACUGUUACUUUUGAUUUUGACCCCCCCCUUUGUUCAGGGACACAUUAUUCAAUUUCUGUUAGUCACAUGUCUGUGGAACUUGUUCAGUUUAUGUCUCAGUUGUUGAAUCUUGUUAUGUUCAUACAAAUAUUUGUUAAGUUUGCUGAAAAUACAGUGUCUUUUUUCCUAUUUUGUUGCCUUACAACCUGGAAUUAAAAUUGAUUUUUUGGGGAUUUGUAUCAUUUGAUUUACACAACAUGCAAAAUAUUUUUUCUUGUGAAACAAACAAGAAACAAGACAAAAAAAACAGAAAACUUGAGCGUGCAUAACUAUUCACCCCCCCAAAGUCAAUACUUUGUAGAGCCACCUUUUGCAGCAAUUACAGCUGCAAGUCUCUUGGGGUAUGUCUCUAUAAGCUUGGCACAUCUAGCCACUGGGAUUUCUGCCCAUUCUUCAAGGCAAAACUGCUCCAGCUCCUUCAAGUUGGAUGGGUUCCGCUGGUGUACAGCAAUUUUUAAGUCAUACCACAGAUUCUGAAUUGGAUUGAGCUCUGGGCGUUGACUAGGCCAUUCCAAGACAUUUAAAUGUUUCCCCUUAAACCACUAGAGUGUUGCUUUAGCAGUAUGCUUAGAGUCAUUGUCCUGCUGGAAGGUGAACCUCCGUCCCAGUCUCAAAUCUCUGGAAGACUGAAACAGGUUUCCCUAAAGAAUUUCCAAGUAUUUAGCGCCAUCCAUCAUUCCUUCAAUUCUGACCAGUUUCCCAGUCCCUGCCGAUGGUGUUCUCGGGGUGAUGAGAGGUGUUGGGUUUGCGCCAGACAUAGCGUUUUCCUUGAUGGCCAAAAAGCUCAAUUUAAGUCUCAUCUGACCAGAGUACGUUCUUCCAUAUGUUUGGGAAGUCUCCCACAUGGCUUUUGGCGAACACCAAACGUGUUUGCUUAUUUUUUUCUUUAAGCAAUGGCUUUUUUCUGCCCACUCUUCCGUAAAGCCCAGCUCUGUGGAGUGUACGGCUUACUCCAAUCUCCGCUGUGGAGCUUUGCAGCUCCUUCAGGGUUAUCUUUGGUCUCUUUGUUGCCUCUCUGAUUAAUACCCUAAUUGCCUGGUCCGUGAGUUUUGGUGGGCGGCCCUCUCUUGGCAGGUUUGAUGUGGUGCCAUAUUUAAUGGUGCUCCGUGGGAUGUUCAAAGUGUUGGAUAUUUUUUUAUAACCCAACCCUGAUCUGUACUUCUCCACAACUUUGUCCCUGACCUGUUUUGCAAGCUCCUUGGUCUUCAUGGUGCUGCUUGCUUGGUGGUGCCCGUUGCUUAGUGGUGUUGCAGACUCUGUGGCCUUUCAGAACAGGUGUAUAUAUACUGAGAUCAUGUGACAGAUCAUGUGACACUUAAAUAAAGUCCACCUGUGUGCAAUCUAACUAAUUAUGUGACUUCUGAAGGUAAUUGGUUGCACCAGAUCUUAUUUAUGUGCUUCAUAGCAAAGGGGGUGAAUACAUAUGCACGCACCACCUUUCCGUUAUUGAUUUCUUCGAAUUUUUUGAAACAAGUUAUUUUUUUAAAUUUCACUUCACCAAUUUGGACUUUUUUGUGUAUGUCCAUUACAUGAAAUCCAAAUAAAAAUCCAUUUUAAUUACAGGUUGUAAUGCAACAAAAUAGGAAAAACGCGAAGGGGGAUGAAUACUUUUGCAAGGCACUGUAAAUGCAGUUGACAGUGAGAGGACGUUUCUUGUUUUGCUGAGUUUAUAAACACUACAUUACACAUAAUCAAUAUUUAACUCUCUCUUCCCCAUGCUCCCUCUAUCCCCGCUCUCUUCUCAGUGAGAUCGGGAAAGAAUGGGAAGUCCCACGUCAUGACACUUCAGAUGACUGAUUACGACAGUAAGAUUCAUUUUGACUUUGCGGCAGAGUCACUGGAAGACCUAUUUGAGUGGUACCAGGUGGCCUGGGACAUCACCCAGAGAGAGAUCACCAAGCAGCACAACAAGAAGUUAGAGGUUAGUAUCAUGAUAUAAUUCCAUAUAACCCACCUGUAUCUAUACGUAAGAGGCUAGUAUGAUAUCAUUAUAUCUACACUUCCCAAAGCUGCACAGCCCAGCGUAUAUUGUGAUGUCAUGCUGAGAGGAAGCUGCUACACAGCCAGGCGUCUUCAGUGAUGUCAUGCUGACAAAUCAAAUCAAAUCAAAUUGUAUUUGUCACGUGCCGAAUACAACAGGUGUAGACCUUACCGUGAAAUGCUUACUUACAAGCCUGUAACCAACAAUGCAGUUUUAAGAAAAUAGAGUUAAGAAAAGAUUUACUAAAUAAACUAAAGUAAAAAAAAUGCUGACAGGAAGCUGCUGUGUGUUUUCUGUCCUCCAGAUCAAGCAGCAGGAGGAGGUGGAGAAGAGUGAAGCGGUUGCCAUGGAGAUGUCUGACCUGGUGGUGUACUGCCAGCCUCGCAGCAAGGAGAAGGACUGCUUUGGUACGAUCCCCAGCCCUACCACCCUUACCACCCACCUGAGGCAUGCAUCCAAUGACAUGCACUGCAAUACACAUUAGAGAUUUCAAAUGUGUUUUUUCAAAUGAAAUUCAACCCACGCUUUACUCGCACUCAUAUUAUUACUACCAGAAUAUGUCACCCUCCACCACAGUCACAUGUAGUAGACUCUCUCCUCUCAGUAUUGUUCUGAUCAAACUUAGUCUGCCCAUUACCAAUCAUGCCCCCACAGUGAACUACUGCUACAAAGAGAUCCGCUCCUUUGUGGAGAACAAGAUCCCAGCCAAGAACAAAACUCCAGACUUCCUGAGGUACAACCGCAAGUCCCUGAGCCGCAUCUACCCCAAGGGCCAACGUGUAGACUCCUCAAACUACGACCCUUACCCUUUGUGGGCCUGGGGCUGCCACAUGGUGGCGCUCAAUUUCCAGACUGCAGGUGGGUUUGUCAAGCAUGUGUUAAAGAUGGAAUGAAAAUCUGUCCAUGUGCCCUUGGUAGAGCAAGGAACCCACAACCCUGGCGUUGUAAGCACCAUGCUCUACCAACUGAGCUACACUAAUUUGCUCCAGAGACUCUGUACUACUAUGGCUGACCUUGUAAAACAACACAUUUCACAGCGCCUAUCCAGUGUAUGUGACAAAAUAAAAAUGUAUAGUAAAAAAAAAUGUGUUCACAGAGAUUAGGAAAGUGCUUGCAAGGUGUCCAAGUGAUGGUUAUGUUUGUUUGUGUCCCCAGAUAAGUACACUCAACUCAACAGUGCCCUCUUCAGCCUUAACGGACAUACAGGCUACGUGCUACAGCCAGAGAUGAUGCGUUCAGACAGCUAUGAUCCACAUCUGGAGAAGAGGAAAGUCAAGUUCACCCUUACUGUCAGGGUAUGGCUCUGUUCAUUGUCCAGAUGUAUUUAUUUACACUGACAUUUCCCUGCUAAUCUUUCAUAUGGUAAACUGGUUACUGUUGAGCACUGAGUCUGUUGUGCUGCCCCCUGUAGGUGAUUGCUGCCAGACACUUGCCUAAGCCAGGCCGUAGCAUCGCCAGCCCUUUUGUAGAGACGGAGCUGUGUGGACACACAGAGGAUAACAAGUUUAAGACCGUCGUCUAUCGUAAGGAGUGGGAGUGGAUAGAAUUACAUUCUUCCCACAAUGCCUUCCAGCUAAUUAAAGAAACUCAGCUUGUGUGUGUUGUUUUAAAGAGGACUUUGUAUUUAUAUAUGUAUGUUGGUAAUGGGGCUUUUUUUAUGUUUGUUCAGGUGACAAUGGGCUGAACCCGGUGUGGAAGGCCCCUCCAGAGCCGGUGACGUUCCCAGUCCAUGAGCCAGAGCUCACCUUCCUGCGCUUUGUGGUGAAUGAGGAGGACAUGUUCUCAGACCCUAACUUCCUGGCUCAGGCUACCUUCCCUGUGAAGGGCAUCCGCUCAGGUAGGACACAUACACAAAUAUGUGGUACAUGAACCCUUAAACCCCUCAUUUACACACUUCUACACUGUUUCAUCUUAGGGUACCGUUCUGUUCCUCUGAAAAAUGGCUUCAAUGAGAGCAUAGAGCUGGCGUCUUUACUGGUCUACAUCGAUGUGCAGCAGGUGGAGGUGAGACACACACACUGCAUGUUGACAGCCUUUGGUGUUAGUUAGUGGUGGUGUUCGUGCAUCUGGAUGGUGAGCCUGUGCCUGUCUGUCAAUCAGAAAGCAGAGGAGGAGCUGUACUCGUCGUCUAACCAACUGCGGAGGAGGCAGGCUGAGCUAAACAACGAGCUCUUCCUGUACGACACCCACACCAGCCUGCAGCGCUCCGCCCCCCCACAGCUCCGUGACGACCUCAUGAGAGAGUUCAGCACCAAUGAGACACAGUUACAGAAGAUUCAAGAUACCUGCAAACAGAAGUAAGCCUGAGUUGUGCUCUAUUCAACUUAUACUAAAAUAAUAAUACAAAAUACACUACCGGUCAAAAGUUUUAGAACACCUACUCAUUCAAGGUUUUUUCUUUAUAUUUACUAUUUUCUACAUUGUAGAAUAAUAGUGAAGACAUCGAAACUAUAAAAGAACACAUAUGGAAUCAUGUAGUAAAAAAAAAGUGUUAAACAAUUCAAAAUAUAUUUUAUAUUUGAGAUUCUUCAAAUAGCCACCCUUUGCCUUGAUGACAGCUUUGCACAUUCUUGGCAUUCUCUCAACCAGCUUCAUGAGGUAGUCACCUGGAAUGCAUUUGAAUUAACAGGUGUGCCUUGUUAAAAGUUCAUUUGUGGAAUUUCUUUCCUUAAUGCGUUUGAGCCAAUCACUUGUGUUGUGACAAGGUAGGGGGGGUAUACAGAAGAUAGCCCUAUUUGGUAAAAGACCAUGUCCAUAUUAUGGCAAGAGCAGCUCAAAUAAGUAAAGAGAAACGACAGUCCAUCAUUACUUUAAGACAUGAAGGUCAGUCAAUACGGAACAUUUCAAGAACUUUGAAAGUUUCUUCAAGUGCAGUCGCAAAAACCGUCAAGCGCUAUGAUGAAACUGGCUCUCAUGAAACUGGCCGCCACAGGAAUGGAAGACCCAGAGUUACCUCUGCUGCUAAAGGAUAAGUUCAUUAGAGUUACCAGCCUCAGAAAUUGCAGCCCAAAUAAAUGCUUCACAGAGUUCAAGUAACAGACACAUCUCAACAUCAACUGUUCAGAGGAGACUGUGUGAAUCAGGCCUUAAUGGUCGAAUUGCUGCAAAGAAACCUCUACUAAAGGACACCAAUAAGAAGAAGAGACUUGCUUGGGCCAAGAACCACAAGCAAUGGACAUUAGACCGGUGGAGAUUUGUCCUUUGGUCUGGAGUCCAAAUUUGAGAUUUUUGGUUCCAACCGCCGUGUCUUUGUGAGAUGCGGUGUGGGUGAACGGAUGAUCUCUGCAUGUGUAUUUCCCACCGUAAAGCAUGGAGGAGGAGGUGUUAUGGUGUGGGGGUGCUUUGCUGGUGACACUGUCUGAUUUAUUUUGAGUUCAAGGCACAGUUAACCAGCAUGGCUACCACAGCAUUCUGCAGCGAUACGCCAUCUGGAUAGUGGGACUAUCAUUUGUUUUUCAACAGGACAAUGACCCAACACACCUCCAGACUGUAUAAGGGCUAUUUUACCAAGGAGAGUGAUGGAGUGCUGCAUCAGAUGACCUGGCCUCCACAAUCCCCCGACCUCAACCAAAUUGAGAUGGUUUGGGAUGAGUCGGACCACAGAGUGAAGGAAAAGCAGCCAACAAGUGCUCAGCAUAUGUGGGAGCUCCUUGAAUAUUGUUGUAAAAGCAUUCCAGGUGAAGCUGGUUGAGAGAAUGCCAAGAGUGUGCAAAGCUGUCAUCAAGGCAAAGGGUGGCUAUUUGAAGAAUCUCAAAUAAAAAAUAUAAUUUGAUUUGUUGAACACUUUUGGUUACUACAUGAUUCCAUAUGUGUUAUUUCAUAGUUUUGAUGCCUUCACUAUUAUUCUACAAUGUAGAAAAUAGUAAAAAAUGUAGAAAACCCUUGAAUGAGUAGGUGUUCUAAAACUUUUGACCGGUAGUGUAAAUGUUACAACAGAAAUGUAAUGAUGAUAAAGGGCAUACAUAAAUUGUAUCUUGUCUGGUCCUUCACUGCUCUGUCCUAGGAUAAAGGAAAAGAAAAUCAACAACAGUAAAUUUUAUUCCUGAGGGCAUCUGACCCUGCGCGGAUGCCUCCCAAACUUCAGUCUUACAAAGCCAUGGCCAAUAGAGAGAAAAUGUGUAAUGUACCUCUGUUUACUGAGAUGUUUUUUUUUCUUAACAUUUGCAUAAUUUUUGGUUUUAAUGAAUAGGUUAUUCAGAUGAACAGUGAAAGGUGUAAUUUGCAGCAUCGUACUGAUCAUUUCAAUUUCUCUGAGGUUUUUGAGGAAUACAAAAGAAAAAUACAUGAAGUCGUGUUACCGGUAUAUUGUUUGUUUCUUAUAUUUUUGUUCUCAACAAAUGUAUUCUUUAACUACUGAUAUAUUGUAGACAUACAGGGCUAUUUGCAGGUGGAACUGUUGCUUAGAGCACCUUUUUUCCCCCAACAUUGGAAUUAUGUUGCUUUGUUAAUCCUUCUGUUUUGUUAGAUUAGAUUUUGUUUUAUAGUUCCUCUGCGUAAUUUCAGUCAAUAAAAUAUUACCUCUUCUGCUGACUA